AUGGAGAGGACAUCUUGUCCUAGUGGCUGGUCUCGAUAUGGACGCCGUUGCUUCCGUUACUAUCCCGCAGUCACCAGCUGGAAUGCAGCCCAGAGUAACUGUCGGUCUGUGAGGGCUAACCUUGCAUCGGUCCAAAACUCAGGGGAGUACUAUGAGAUCUUGAAGAUCAUCGAAGCUGCUGGUCAUCGGUCAAGAGAAGCCUGGUUUGGAGGCUCUGAUGCACAAAGGAGUUUGUUUCAUCAUGAAGAUCCUAAUUCUGCUGUUUCUUUCUGCCUUGUUGGCUUUGAGUCAGGCUUCAGGUCUGGACCUUGUGACUACAGCUGGUCUGAGUACAGAGGUCGCUGCUUCCACUUCUUUGGAAGCUCGUUAAGUUGGGCCAAAGCUCAGACAAACCUCACAUCCCUCAGAGACUUUGAUGAAUACAACUUCCUUCAGAAUCUGAUUUAUUCUUCCAGUCAUGAAUAUAAAGAAACAUGGAUUGGAGGCUCUGAUGUACAGGAGGUGGGUGUGUGGCUCUGGAGUGAUGGGAGACGCAUGAGAUACACCAACUGGUGCCCACAUGAGCCUAAUAAUCUUAACAACGCUGAGCGUUGCUUGGAAAUGAAUCACUCAGGCAGGAAGUGUUGGAACGACCUGAACUGUGAUGCACGCCUCCCAUCUGUCUGCUCCCGGAAGAGAAGCCGGUUCUGGUUCCGUGGUUGAACAAGAUGAAGCUUCAUGCAGAUCUGUUUACAUCCUGAUUUCUUUCUGCUGCUUAAGAAAUGAGGUUAGAAGUUACAGAACCAGGAGCUGAAGUUACUACUUAUUGCAUUUUUAUUUUAAAGAUUUCAGCUCAACUUUAAUUCCUGUAGACUUCCUGUGCUUUUACUGAUUAAACGCCAAGCAUUGAAACAGA
This is a messenger RNA of Austrofundulus limnaeus, 895 nucleotides long. The record is from RefSeq and is a predicted model, not a curated record. Lineage: Eukaryota; Metazoa; Chordata; Actinopteri; Cyprinodontiformes; Rivulidae.